Molecule: messenger RNA, 1416 nt
Organism: Lactuca saligna
Lineage: Eukaryota; Viridiplantae; Streptophyta; Magnoliopsida; Asterales; Asteraceae
Source: the annotation of a GenBank genome assembly
AUGGGAUCCAUUGUUAAACCUCAUGCAGUGUGCAUACCCUUUCCAGCACAAGGCCACAUUAAUCCCAUGUUAAAACUAGCCAAGAUCAUCCAUUCCAAAAGCUUCGAUAUCACCUUCGUCAACACCGAAUUCAACCACCAACGCCUCCUAAAGUCACAGGGCUCAGCCACUCUCAGCCGCCACCCUUCCUUCAAAUUUGAGACCAUUCCUGAUGGCCUUCCGCCACCGGAAAACCUAGAUGUCACCCAAGACAUUCCCUCUUUAUGCAAGUCCACCUCUGAAACGUCUCUUGAACCUUUCAAGAAGCUUCUCUUUAAACUCAAUGAUACCACCACAACACCUCCAGUGAGUUGUAUAGUUUCAGAUUGUUCAAUGAGCUUCACAAUUGAUGCAACAGAUGAAUUGGGAAUACCAGAUGUUUUGUUUUGGACGACUAGUGCUUGUGGCUUUUUGGCCUAUGUACACUAUAACACUCUCAGAGAAAGGGGAUUCAUUCCACUAAAAGAUCCUGCUGACUUAACAAAUGGGUACUUGAAUACAGUCGUUGAUUGCAUACCUAGCAUGAAAGGCAUACGAUUGAAAGACAUGCCAACUUUCCUUAGAACUACAGAUCCAGACGAUAUCAUGGUCAAUUAUGUUAUUCGAGAAACCACAAGAGCUAAACGAGCUUCGGCAAUCAUACUCAACACUUUCGAGGACCUAGAGCACGACGUGUUAAAGGAGCUCUCUUCGAUCUAUUCUCGUGUGUACUCAAAUGGGCCUUUACAUACCCUCGAAAACAAUUUGAAGAACAAGGAUUUGGAGUUAUUGGGGUCAAGUCUCUGGAAAGAAGAGGCGGAAUGUCUAGAAUGGCUGGACUCCAAAGAAUAUAAUUCGGUUGUUUACGUGAAUUUUGGAAGCAUAGUCGUGAUGACACCUCAGCAAUUAGUUGAGUUCUCAUGGGGACUUGCUAACAGUAAUCGGACCUUUUUGUGGGUUAUCCGACCAGACCUUGUCUCUGGAGACUCACCUAUGCUGCCACCGGAGUUUCUAGAUGCGACGAGCGGCAGGGGGUUAUUAACAAAUUGGUGUCCUCAAGAAAAAGUUCUAAAUCACCCAUCAAUUGGAGGAUUUCUGACGCAUAGUGGAUGGAACUCUACCUUGGAGAGUAUAUCGAGUGGAGUUCCGAUGAUUUGCUGGCCUUUCUUUGCUGAACAACAGACAAAUUGUUGGUAUAGCUAAGAAUUGGAAAGCAAUCUCAGGAUGUAUUUGACCCUUUAUAGGUAUAAUCUUACAUGGUCAAAGACGAUCAUAGGCGUUAUCAUCUCAAAUUCCACCUCCAAGAAAUUAGAGUCAACCGUUGACCAGUUUCAGCUGGCAUUGAAGUUCUCGACAGAAAUUAGAAUUGACAGUGGAGAAGAAAACGAUGUCGAAUAA